Melanotaenia boesemani (Boeseman's rainbowfish) is the source of this 1391-nucleotide messenger RNA. It is a transcript of the gene fam50a, whose product is annotated as family with sequence similarity 50 member A. The transcript is spliced from 13 exons. Gene Ontology annotation, cellular component: nucleus. Gene Ontology annotation, biological process: chromatin organization. Lineage: Eukaryota; Metazoa; Chordata; Actinopteri; Atheriniformes; Melanotaeniidae. The coding region runs from base 152 to 1153 and encodes 333 amino acids. The record is from RefSeq and is a predicted model, not a curated record.
UUCGCCGCUGCCAUUUUUAUUGUUAUGGUGGAUUGGGAGCUGUCUUCACAGUUCUGGAAAAAUCUUUAGCUGGUUUAAGAAUCUAAUCUUUAUUUUUGCAGUGUGUAUUUCAACAUUUUUUUCGAGAAAGCGUUGAAAACUAAGAGUCAACAUGGCGCAGUACAAAGGAGCCGCGAGCGAGGCCGGCAGAGCGAUGCAGCUGAUGAAGAAACGAGAGAAAGAAAGGGAGCAGCUUGAGCAACUGAAGCAGAAGAUUGCAGAGGACAACAUGGUCAAGUCCAACAUUGAUAAGAAAUUCUCGGCUCAUUACGAUGCUGUGGAGGCCGAAUUGAAGUCCAGCACUGUUGGUUUGGUGACCCUAAAUGACAUGAAGGCCAAGCAGGAAGCGCUUGUAAAGGAGAGAGAGAAACAGCUGGCCAAGAAGGAGCAGUCCAAAGAACUCCAGCUCAAGCUUGAGAAGCAGAAAGAGAAGAAGAGAAAGGAGGAACAGAAGAGAAAAAUAGCUAGUUUAUCGUUCAAUCCUGAGGAUGAGGAUGAAGAGGAUGAAGAGGAUUCUGCAGAGGAAGAGCUGGACUUUUCUCCAGUUAAGAAGAAAAAGUUGGGCAAGAAUCCAGACGUGGACACCAGUUUCCUUCCUGAUCGAGACCGAGAGGAGGAGGAAAACCGUCUCAGGGAGGAGCUCAGGCAGGAGUGGGAGCUGAAACAGGAGAAAAUAAAGAAUGAGGAGAUUGAGAUUACGUUCAGUUACUGGGAUGGCUCUGGACAUCGGAAAACUGUCAAGAUGAAGAAGGGUAACACCAUCCAGAACUUUCUGCAAAGGGCCCUGGAAGUGCUCAGGAAGGACUUCAGUGAGCUCAGGUCUGCUGGAGUGGAGCAGCUAAUGUACAUCAAAGAGGAUCUGAUAAUCCCACAUCACCACAGUUUUUAUGACUUCAUCGUGACCAAAGCCAGGGGAAAAUCUGGCCCUCUGUUUAGCUUUGACGUCCAUGAUGAUAUCCGACUGGUGAACGACGCCACUGUGGAGAAAGAUGAGUCUCAUGCAGGUAAAGUGGUGCUGAGGAGUUGGUACGAGAAGAACAAGCACAUCUUUCCUGCAAGUCGCUGGGAGCCAUAUGAUCCUGAGAAGAAAUGGGAUAAAUAUACAAUUCGGUGAUCGUCUCAUUCAAGGUCUGGAAUCCUUCAUGGAAACGUUGUCAAUUAAUUUCUCCUUUACUUUACUUUUAUAUUUAAUUCUUUUUUCUUUGUUACAGGAUUGGAAAAAGAGUUGGAGGAUUUUACUUUGUCUUUUGUGCUGAUUCUUCCCACAUGUUCAUUAUUUGCCUCCCAUGUACACAGUCUCACAUUACCAUGUAAAUACCAAACAUCUGUGCGUAAUAAAAGCUGGAUUUGUU